ACUCAAGUCAGCUUCAGCAUUCAACGUUAUCCAUAACUCUGUGAAAAUCACAAGGAGUAGAAGAAAAUGCAUCAUAUGAGAAGCAACAAGAGUGGUUUAUUGACGAGAGUCUUAGUGGGCACCAUCCCCAGUAUGGACUCGGUUCUUCCUCUUUGCCUCAACUCUGCUGCUGCUAAAUUUACUGCUAACCCACUCAAUACAAAGGCAGAAGAUGGAGAUGGAGAUGAAAGGGAGUCAUCUUUUGCACCCAAAAGUGGCGGUGCAGAAUACGGUGAAGUGCAGGAAAAGAGUGAGAAUGUAGCAGAGGAGAUGGAGAAGAAAUGGAAGUUGAAGGAAGAGGAAAAUGGGGAUGAUAUGAUAACAUUCAAGGACAUUGGGUUUGAUAUCUCUAAGAUAUCUCACCCUGACGGUGAUGAAUGAGUGCAUGCCAAAUUAUAUUGUUUUCUUCAAUACAAAACAUGUGCAUAAUCUUGCUUCUUCUUACUUGUUAUGUGUCUCUGGUGCAACCAGAGUGGAUGAGAUUCUUGACGCAGAGGAAAUUCCAUUACUAGCUGAAGUUUGUUGCCCCACAUAUUAACUCUGUGUUCUUCUUUUGGAGUAUUUGGUGGCUUUACAAUAAAUUCAGAGAAGAAGACCCAGUUGGCACUUUUCUUUUCUGUUUUUUAUAAAUAUCCAAUUGACACCUUUAUUGGCAGGUUUUCUAUGCUUUAUUUUCCCUUUUUUACUUGCAGUAAUAAUGUAUGUUGAAACCCAUUCAUGGGGUAAGUGCGAACUUAUGUAUAUGGAAUGAUGUUUCUUGGA
This is a messenger RNA of Cryptomeria japonica (Japanese cedar), 801 nucleotides long. RefSeq lists its product as uncharacterized. Bases 67 to 420 code for a protein of 117 amino acids. The transcript has a single exon. Lineage: Eukaryota; Viridiplantae; Streptophyta; Pinopsida; Cupressales; Cupressaceae. The record is from RefSeq and is a predicted model, not a curated record.